UAUAUCGUUUUUCCGUGAUCUCUUUUUCCCUUCAUUUUUCCGUAGUUUCCCUUCACAUCAUUUUUUAAAAUUUAUUUUUUCUAUUAUUGCUACUUUUCUCGCAAUUUUUUCGUGUUUGUUAAAGACCUUCUCCCCCUUCUCUCCGCUUCUCUUUACCUCCAUAUUUUUCCCAAAUUUUUGGGGAAUGAUUUUCUUUUCUUUGCUUCUCAUUUUUUUCUGCGCUAACCCGAAAAAAAAUUUUUUUGAAAAGUUGUUGUUCUACUUUAAAAUUAUUAUUAAUUUUAGGGAGAGGAAGGGAAGAGAGUUAUUUUUUAAUUAAAAGAAUUUUGGGGGGAAUGACUCAUUCAAUUUUUUAAUCUCUUUUUUUCACUCUAAAAAUUAAUAAUAUUUAUUGUGUAUUUUUUUGAUUUUUUUAUUUUUUUUUUUGCCUUUUUGGACAUUUUUGUAUGUUAAAAUACCUUAAUAUUUUGUGUAUAUUGUUGAAAAGUAUUAACCCUUUUUUUUGCAAAAUUAAUUUUUCUAUUUUUUUAUUAUUAUUUUUGUUGGUUAGUUAACCUCCUACCCUUUACCCCCCCCCCCCCUUAUUUCCCUAUUUUAUUUAAUAUUUACUAAACUAUUUCAUCAUUUUUACAUAUUUUUAUUUAUUUUUUAUUUUUGCCACGACUCAAUUUUUAUAUAUUUUUAUUUUGUUAAUUUUUCCUAUUAAUUUCCCCUAUAUUUUAUUUUUUGAUUAUUUGUCUCAAAUUUUUUUAAUCAAAAAAAAAAUUGAUAGUUUAGAUAAGAAAAAUGUGUAUAUUCAGUAAUUCAAUAAUUAUUUUUGAUUUAUUUUUCUGCUUUUUUUAAAUUGAUUUAAUAUUUUUUGUUGCGAAUUUUUGAGAGAGGAUUUUAAACAAAUUCGUGGUUUUUACCAUUUUGCAGUCAUUUUUUUGAAUUUCUGGCGUUCUGUAUUUUUUUAUAUUUUUUAAUUUGUCUUGUGAUUUCUCUAAUUUUUUUUUUAAUUUUUCAGGUUCUCUUGGAAGAGAAAUAAUUUUAAUAAUUAAUUUAAAUUUUUAAAAAAUGUUUUCUUGGCUAGGCAAAAACAACGAGAAAAAAGAGCAAAAUGUAUUGGAAACAGUAAGUGAAGGACUUCGAAAAAUUUACAAAGAAAAGCUUUUUCCAUUGGAAGAAUUUUAUAAUUUUCACGAUUAUCAUUCGCCGGCAUUGGAUGACCCUGACUUUAAUGCAAAACCGAUGAUUUUGUUGGUUGGGCAAUACUCGACAGGAAAAACAACUUUCAUCCGUUUCCUGCUUGAACAAGAAUUUCCUGGAAUGCGUAUCGGACCUGAACCAACUACUGAUAGAUUUAUUGUUGUAAUGAAUGGAGAUGAGGUUGGUGUUAUUCCUGGAAAUGCGCUUGUAGUUGACUCCACAAAACAAUUUCGUGCUUUGACAAAGUUUGGAAAUGCUUUUCUCAACCGUUUUCAAUGUUCAAUGUUGAAAAAUGAUGUUCUCAAUUCCGUUACAAUUAUUGACACACCCGGAAUUUUGAGUGGAGAAAAGCAACGUAUAGACCGUGGAUACGAUUUUUCUGGUGUUUUGGAAUGGUUUGCUGAACGUGUUGAUCGAAUUAUUUUGUUAUUUGAUGCACAUAAAUUGGACAUUUCUGACGAGUUUAAAAGAUGUAUUGAGGCACUUUCGGGCAAUGAAGACAAGAUUCGCAUUGUUUUGAAUAAAUCUGACAUGGUUGAUCAUCAACAGUUAAUGCGUGUAUAUGGAGCAUUGAUGUGGUCACUUGGAAAGGUUUUUAAAACCCCAGAAGUUGCUCGUGUAUAUAUUGGCACAUUUUGGGAUCAUCCUUUACAUUAUGAUAUUAAUCGACGUCUAUUUCAAGAUGAACAACACGAUUUAUUUGCUGAUUUACAAUCUCUUCCAAGAAAUGCAGUUUUAAGAAAAUUAAAUGAUUUAAUAAAGAGGGCUCGUUUGGCUAAAGUACAUGCUUAUAUUAUUUCUGAACUUAGAAAACAAAUGCCAUCAAUGAUUGGAAAAGAAAAAAAGAAGAAAGAAUUAAUUCAAAAAUUGGAUAAAUUAUUUGAACAAUUACAGAAAGAACAUGGAAUCUCUCCAGGCGAUUUUCCUGACAUAAACAAAAUGAGAGCAAAUUUGGAGAAUGCAGACUUUUCGCGUUUUAAUGCUUUAAAACCUCGAUUAUUGCAAAUUGUUGAUGAUAUGCUUGCCAAAGAUAUAGCCAGAUUAAUGGCCCAAAUUCCAAAAGAAGAAUCUGAUGCUAACAACAAAGUAGUUGAUGCUCUAGGUAAUCGUUUGGAUCAAUCAGUACGUGGCGGAGCUUUUGAAGCCGAAACAGAAGCUGCAACUCCAUUUGGUUUUGGAAGGGGAGAGGGGGUUGAUAAAGGAUCAGAUGAGACAGAAUGGGUUGUUUCUCGUGAACGUUAUAAAUUUGACGAAAUGUUUCAAGAAUUGCAACCUGUGGAUGGGAAAAUUACAAGUUCUCAAGCCAAAGUUCAUAUGGUUAAAUCAAAACUUCCCAAUUCUGUGUUAGGCAAAAUAUGGACACUUUCUGAUAUUGAUAAGGACGGCCAAUUAGACGCUGACGAGUUUGCCUUAGCCAAUUAUUUGAUUAAUCUAAAAUUGGCUGGACAUGCAAUACCUGAAAAAUUGCCGAAACAUUUGGUGCCUCCAUCAAAGUUGGUGGAAAAUAAUAAUAAUAAUGGUGAUGGAAUGACUAAUGGAACUUCAUCUUAUCCGCGGUUGGAUGAAUAA
Molecule: messenger RNA, 2757 nt
Organism: Meloidogyne enterolobii
Lineage: Eukaryota; Metazoa; Nematoda; Chromadorea; Rhabditida; Meloidogynidae
Source: the annotation of a GenBank genome assembly